AUGGAACAAGUAACGAAAUACCUUAUCAUCAUCGCUUCCUUGAUGACAGUUAAACUGACAGUUACAGAAAGUAAAAAUGAUACAAAACCCAAAAUAGACAGAAGAUACUACCACGCUCCUUUGUUUAUUAACGUUUGCGAUAUCAAGGAUCGGAGAUCUAAAGUGCAUUGCUAUUGUGACAGUACUAAACCUAAAAUGGCAACUAAAGCGGACUGCUGGGUCUUCGGUGGAGGGAUAGCGGAAGAUGAUCCUAUUUGGCCAAGUUUCUCCUCCCAAUCUGAAAUAGAAGAUCUUAUGUUCAAUGUUAGAUCUGACGAUGCACUUACAUUCAUCCCAGCUAAAGCUGUCGUUAGACUUGAUAAUCUUAAAUACCUGUCCAUACAAUUUGCAAGCAUAAAUAAUAUUCCACCUUACGCUUUCACAAACUCGUCAACAAUUAAACAAAUCGUAUUAAAAGUAAACAAGAUCACAACUCUAGAGAAACAUUCGUUCGCUCAAAUGAUGAUGUUGUCCAAUUUGAGUCUGGAGGAAAACUCCAUAUCAGAAUUGAGAAGAGACGUGUUCUUCAACCUACCAAAUCUGCAUAUAUUAAACCUAUCAAACAACAAUUUGAGUUUGAUUCACGAGGGCUGCUUUAAACACUUAAACAAUCUGAUAGAAUUACGCUUGGAUAAUAAUUUAAUAUCAGUUAUAACAAAAGAAACUUUAGAAGGUCUGGAAAAUCUUUCAAGGUUAAACUUACGGCAUAACAAAUUGACAAUGAUCGGUAAUUUAGCAUUCAGUGAGACUUGGAGCCUAAAAGAACUAAUGCUUGAUAAUAAUGCUAUUGAAUAUAUAUCGGACAGAGCUUUUGGCGGAUUAACUCAACUAACAAAGCUGACUUUAUCUAAUAACAGACUAACAGCUUUUUACGAAGACAUUUUGGAAGAUAUACGGAGUCUUAUAGUAUUAGAUUUAAGAGAUAAUUUGUUAGAUACUAUAUCAUACGAAGCUGUUCGCCCAGUUAUAGAAAAUGACAAAUCUGUGUCUGCAGCAGUUUAUUUGGAUGGUAACCCUCUCAACUGUAAUUGUCGACUAUCUUGGAUAUACGCGCUACGUAAUGAAACCAAGGAUAACACACUCAAGUAUGCUCUCGAAAAAGUAUCCUGUAUCUUGGAUCCUGUACCGGACAGGCUUUCGAACAGUGAAGAGGACAUUGAGAACGACAAGGUUAAUGUAUUGUCUGACGACAGCUACGAUUAUUACGAUAAAAACGUAGAAUAUGAGAACGAAGCUAAAGUCAAGAACACUGAGAAAAAAUUGAUUGAUAUACCCCUAGAGACUUUACCGUGUCCGAAGGAAAUUAUGCAGUCAAUAGAAGAGUCGUAUGGUCAUCCGGUACAAAAUGAAAUUAGGUUGAAAGCAUUCUCGUCGGCAAACAGAAUUGCGGCUAAUUCGAUUCUCACCUCUAUACUAAUGAAAAUAAUGCUUAAGUUAUAAUAAUUUUGUAAUUGGACAAAGGUAUUUGUGAUAUUAGAUGUUAAAGUGAAAUUAUAUUUCAAUGUAAAUUUCUGACCGCUUAAUGUAAAUUUGAGAGCCGCUGUUUUACUUGUGAUCUGUAAAUGUUGAACUCGU
Messenger RNA from Diatraea saccharalis (sugarcane borer), 1614 nucleotides. NCBI's taxonomy places the organism in Eukaryota, Metazoa, Arthropoda, Insecta, Lepidoptera, Crambidae. The record is from the annotation of a GenBank genome assembly.